UAAUAUUGUACCACUAUAAACCCUUGGACAUUUUUUGCCUACGCCUACUCGACGAUCGGUGCUUUCCUCCAAGAAAUGAGCGACCAUGGGCGACCAACACCAAGACGCCGGCAACGGCCGGAGGAAAAGGAGGAGGAGGACAAGAUCUCUUCUUCUUCGGGUAAAUCUGUUGCUGCCAAGGGUACGCCGUGGUGGUCGGAGAAGAGGAUCUGGGCGGCUGCGCUUGCCUUCCGAGCCGCCAAUGCGCUGCUGAUCCAGACCUACUUCAACCCGGACGAGCACUGGCAGUCGCUCGAGGUUGCCCACCGCGUUGUCUUUGGGUAUGGUCAUCUCACCUGGGAGUGGAAGAAAGGAAUUCGCAGCUACCUCCAUCCUUUGGUCUUCGCUCUCCUCUAUAAAGUCUUGGGUUUCCUUCGCUUGGACACCCCCUGGUUCAUGGCGAAGGCUCCACGGCUGCUGCAGUCCUUGUUUGCAUCCAUUGGAGAUGUGUACAUGUACAAGCUCUCAAAACUGAUCUUUGAUGAGCAUGUAGCAAGAUGGGCACUCUUUUGUCAAUUGAUGAAUUGGUUUAUGUUCUUCUGUAUUACACGGACAUUGUCAAAUAGCUUGGAGACAGUGUUAACUGUAGUGGGAUUAUUCUAUUGGCUCGCUUCAAGUGGUUCCUCAAAGCAACUUUCUGUGGCGUCAAGAAAGCUGGGUUUGUUCAUAGCAGCACUGGCAUGUGCAGUUCGGCCUACUAGUGCUAUCACAUGGUUGUACGUCGGUGUGCUGUAUCUGAUUAGGACGCAGUCCAGAUUGCACUUCCUCUUUUUUGAGGUAGUUCCCAUAGGGAUUCUAGUGCUUGCCAUGUCAUGCUUGUUGGAUUGGUGGAUGUAUGGAUCCUUCACCAUUGUGCCUCUUAAUUUUCUUAGGUUCAAUUUUUUUUCUUCUGGAGGGGACUACUAUGGCACCCAUCCAUGGCAUUGGUAUUUCACCCAAGGAUUUCCGUCCAUGCUUUUAACCUUUCUACCAUAUGCUGUAAUAGGCAUACUUAAAUCAAAAGAGUGGAGUAUUUCAGGUCUAAUUGCUUGGGUCUUAGGGAUUUAUAGUGUGCUCGGCCACAAAGAGUUCAGGUUUGUGCUUCCAGUGCUGCCAAUAGCUUUGAUAUUCUCUGGCUAUUCAUUAUCAGUGAUGUCAAAACCGGAUCUUCUGGAUAUGAAAAGAAGAAAAUCCCGACCUGGCAAUAAGUGUCCAUCGAGAGUGCAACUGGCUGUGUUGUUCCUUGUUGCAACUAAUGUUCCAAUGGCAUUAUAUAUGAGUUCAAUUCAUCAGAGAGGAAGUGAAGAUGUGAUGAUUUAUCUAUCAAAAGAAGCCCAUAAAGGAAAAGUGAGGAGUAUUUUAUUUCUAAUGCCCUGCCACUCCACACCUUAUUACUCCACUCUACACCAUGACCUGCCAAUGCGGUUUUUGGACUGCACGCCAAGUGACACUAAAGGGAUAUUGGAUGAGUCAGAUCGUUUUAUGAUAGAUCCACUUGGCUUUGUCAUGUCCAUGUUCACGAAUUCAUCAUUACCCAGUCACAUAGUAUUAUUCAGUUCUGAAGAAAAACAACUCCGUGAACUUCUUAUCUCGUAUUCCUUUGAUGAGAUUAAAAGAUUCUUCCAUGCCCAUUUUAAAGUGGACCGGGAUCUACAAGCAUCAGUGGUUGUUUAUGCUCUAACGUAACUUUGAUGCCAAAUUCUUCUCACGGGCUUGCUUUCUCCAAUCUGAUUUUCAUUUUCUUAAUUUGUAUCUGAUUCUGCUUAAUUCAUUCAAAAUAGUUCAAUGAGACACUAUGUAGUUUUGCAGUAGCCAACUUGAGUUUAAUAUGGUGAAGUUGUGGUUUAAGAUUAAA
Messenger RNA from Musa acuminata subsp. malaccensis (wild Malaysian banana), 1873 nucleotides. Its product is annotated as mannosyltransferase APTG1. Gene Ontology annotation, biological process: GPI anchor biosynthetic process. Gene Ontology annotation, molecular function: alpha-1,2-mannosyltransferase activity. Gene Ontology annotation, cellular component: endoplasmic reticulum membrane. Lineage: Eukaryota; Viridiplantae; Streptophyta; Magnoliopsida; Zingiberales; Musaceae. The record is from RefSeq and is a predicted model, not a curated record.